Messenger RNA from Prunus armeniaca (apricot), 789 nucleotides. The record is from the annotation of a GenBank genome assembly. NCBI's taxonomy places the organism in Eukaryota, Viridiplantae, Streptophyta, Magnoliopsida, Rosales, Rosaceae.
AUGGCCAGGUACAGAAGCCGAAGCAGAAGCUACAGCCCUCGUCGACGCAGCCGGACUCCGCCACGUGGACGCAAGCGAUACGACGACGACCCUCGUGAUCGCUACCGUGAAAGCAGGUCUUACAGAGACCGUCGCUCACCCGCUCCUUCUGGCCUGCUCGUUCGAAAUCUUCCUCUCGACGCCAGGCCAGAAGAUCUUAGGAUCCCAUUUGAGCGAUAUGGCCCAGUGAAGGAUGUGUAUCUUCCUAAGAAUUACUACACCGGGGAGCCACGGGGCUUUGGGUUUGUGAAGUACCGUUAUGCGGAGGAUGCGGCUGAAGCAAAGCAACAACUGAACCAUUCAGUUAUUGGUGGACGUGAGAUAAGAAUUGUGUUUGCUGAGGAGAAUAGAAAAACUCCCCAAGAAAUGCGUACAACUACUCGCGUAAGCAGUGGUCGGUAUGGAGGAAGCUCCAGAAGGAGAACUCCACCGAGGUCCCCAAGACGGCAAUAUCGUUCUUACUCGCGGUCACCGUCACCUGUUAUGCGUGACUCAAGGGACCGUGGGGCUAGGGAUGAUUAUCGUUCGCCAGUGCAAUCUAGAUCAGUUUCACGAUCUCCUUCACCACGUGAUGGAAGAGACUACAGGAGGUCCCCAAGUCCGCGCGAGAAUGGUCGGAGUCCUCAUGAUGAAAGAGACUAUGCACCCAGCAGAUCAAGGAGUCUGAGGGUCCUCGCUGAUGCCCGUCAUGUUUACAUUGCUGUGAAUUUGCAUCACCUGGUGGUGUUGCUGCUUGAAAGUCUACUAUGA